CCUGCUACACUUUUCAACCCUUUCUCCACCAUUGACGUAAAGUAAUCUACAGAUUAUACAUCAAAAUGGGUCUUUGAAAAUUCCACUUUAAUCACUCUCUUCUCUUAAAUCAAUGCAUAUGUAAAAAAGCUCUGUAAAAAUGGCGGACAUGUUCGAUACACCACGCAUUUCUUCUUCAUAUUCUCCGCCGCCUGAAUCCACCGAUGACAUUUCCCUUCUCCUCCGUCAGAUCCUGUUUAAAUCAUCAUCAUCAUCUUCUUCUUCAUCCUUUUCUCUCACUCCCAAACAAAUGCAGUAUGAAUUCCAACGCCAACAACCGCCGUAUUCCUCCGGGCUUUCUAUUUCCGAUCAGAUCCCCACGUUAUCUUCCACCGGUGUUACUCACAUUCCGGCGAAUACCAUGGCUCAUGUCUCUUCUUCUUCUGUGGGUACUAUCGAUUAUGACCCAGAUGAAUACGAUUGCGAAAGUGAGGAGGGAUUCGAAAAUUUGAUGGACGAAAUGGUCGCAAAACAAAAUCCUCCUCGUAAUCCUUCAAAACGAACACGAGCAGCAGAGGUUCAUAAUUUGUCCGAAAAGAGGAGGAGAAGCAAGAUAAAUGAGAAGAUGAAGGCCUUGCAGAAGCUUAUCCCCAAUUCAAAUAAGACGGAUAAAGCUUCAAUGCUGGAUGAAGCCAUUGAAUAUCUGAAGCAGCUUCAGCUCCAAGUUCAGAUGUUGACGAUGAGAAAUGGGAUAAACUUGUACUCCAUGUGUGCGCCGACGAACCAGAGAACCGGUGGGUUGAACCUUGGAAACCAGUCCGGCAACAUGACGGCGAACCAAGAACAGGUGGUGAACCCGAUGUUUAGCCUCCCGGUUCAAUGCACCGGCGUCGGCCAAAAUCCGCCGUCGAUACUUGACUUUUCCCGGUCGAUGAAUCACGAACCUCCGUUUGGAACUCAACUGGGAUCUUGAAUCUUUUAGUUAUUAUUAGUUCUUGUAAUCGUAAGGUGAAACAUGUAUGACUUUGUUAGUAGUCGGUAUGAUUGUGAUUUUAAUUUUCAGUUUCAAUAGUGAUAGAACUGUUGACAGAACGUAGAAGUGUUACUUUAAUGAUGUGAC
Lactuca virosa is the source of this 1099-nucleotide messenger RNA. NCBI's taxonomy places the organism in Eukaryota, Viridiplantae, Streptophyta, Magnoliopsida, Asterales, Asteraceae. The record is from the annotation of a GenBank genome assembly.